This is a messenger RNA of Medioppia subpectinata, 627 nucleotides long. The record is from the annotation of a GenBank genome assembly. NCBI's taxonomy places the organism in Eukaryota, Metazoa, Arthropoda, Arachnida, Sarcoptiformes, Oppiidae.
AUGAACCUAGACUUUGUUUUUUUCUACGUUUUGCAUUUGAUUCAAAAGGCACACAACAGUAUGCAAUACACGAACGGUGGGUCGCGUACGGACUCGCCGGACAACGACUCGGCCUACUCUGACUCCCUAUCGAUGCUGUCCUCUGAACAGUCGUCGUCGUCGGGCGGCGCCGGCAGUACUGGCAAUAACUCUAGUCUACAGACAAUACAAUCAAAAAGCAAUCAAACAAUAGGAGUAGGAAGUAGUCAACAGGCGAAAGAUGUUCAGGAGCAAAGGUUUGCCGAGUGGGGUGGCGCAGGUACACUUCAACGAGACAAUAAUAGGCUAAACAUGCACUUCACUUUUAUGACCAUGAUUUGUAUUGUGUGUCUGAAGUGGUGGACCGUUUGGUUUAGGGGGGCGAUAGUCCUGGGGUUAUUUGUGAAAGUGUUCACUGCGGACAACUCGGCCAAGAGUUUGUUGGCCGACGAGCGGAUGUCCGUCUCAUUGAUAUGCCGACAGUUGGCCGAAAAGAAUCACAUCGUAAUGGAUCCCAAGUGUUCAAUAGUCGAGCACAUACCGGAACUCUACCUAGGAAUUUGUGUCCCCCGGAGGGGAACUGCUGGCUGUCGUCAACCACACUUAUAA